Messenger RNA from Cucurbita pepo subsp. pepo (vegetable marrow), 1359 nucleotides. RefSeq lists its product as uncharacterized. The record is from RefSeq and is a predicted model, not a curated record. NCBI's taxonomy places the organism in Eukaryota, Viridiplantae, Streptophyta, Magnoliopsida, Cucurbitales, Cucurbitaceae.
ACUGAAGAUUUUUUGGGGGCAAAUCACACACCAUCGAUCUGGGGACUGGCAAAGAGAAACCAUGGAGGUGCUUAGGAUGAUGCAGUUGAUGUUCUUAUGGUUAAGAACUCGAAGCUCUCGUGUGGCCCUCGUGGGUGGUAAUCACACGGCUGCCAGGUUUUGCACUCGCUAAGAAUUCCCAUUCCCCCCUGCUUUAGCUUUCCCCUCUCCCUCUUUUGCCUGAUCAGAGUUCUUUCUGCAAUUUCUUCAAUUCUGCUUCUGCCCCGAAAUCAACCGCGCAAUAAGCCUGUUUUUUCUCCUGAGUUUUCAUUUGAAGCAAUCCAUGGCGUUAAGCUUGGGAACAAAGCCUGUCGAGUACGUCCAAGUUUCUGGUCUGUAUUUGGUAAUCAAGCAUCCUACACCAGAAUCUAGGCUUUUGAGGUUUCUUGCUCGAGCCGUGUUGUUAGCUUUGUUAAUCGUUUCUUUCCCCUAUUUCGGAUCCAUUCUCAGAGAAUCCUCAAUCGCGUCGCAAUCGGUUCUAAACAAUGCCAAAUUUGGAUCUGAUAAUGAAAUCGAUAUUGACAAAUCAACAAACUACAGAAUCGUUUACCUUGAACAAGCUGAUUCUACUCUCGUCGAUGAGGGGAUGAGUGAAUUAGGCAAAGAUGAGAUCAAAUUUCACUCUCAGAGACAACUCCUCUUCGCUUACGAAUCUGACGCUAAAAGAGCUGCAGCCCUAAACGAACUCGAAGACGUCCUCCUCGAACCGCCGCGAUCAGCAUCGCGAAAAUCGAGGCGGUACUUGCGACGAACACGAUACCUUCCAGAUUUGAUGGGCGAUUCUCUCGAAGGCUACCCCCGCCAUGUUUUCAUCGACGUCGGUCUUCCGGAGAAGGAAGGCGGAAGCGGCACAAGCUGGUUUAAUCACAACUACCCUACCAGAAACAAGAAAUUCGAAAUGUUCAAGAUCGAGACAGUGAAUACCGAUCACGAGCCAUCCUCGAAGGCUUUGCAGGUCGGAAUUUCGGAUUGGCUGUCGAGCAACGUAAAAGCCGAAGAUUACGUCGUAAUGAAAGCAGAAGCGGAGGUUGUGGAAGAGAUGAUGCAAUCCGAGGCCAUACAGUUGGUCAACGAGCUUUUCUUGGAAUGCAAGCCACAACCAAACGGUGGCAGGAAAGUUUCCGGCGGCGGCGGCCGACGAGCUUACUGGCAGUGUUUGGCGUUGUACGGACUGCUCCGAGACAAAGGCGUGGCGGUUCAUCAAUGGUGGGGUUGAAAAUAAAAAUGGAGAAUUCAAAUCGAGAGAGUGGAGAGAGGGAAGGCGUUUGAUUUUCAUUUUUCUUUUAUUUAUUUUUUAGUUUUUUUUUCUUUUUNUUUUUU